AUGAAUUCCAUCUCCCAAAAUACCCUCCCCGAAUCCCACAAUUCCGAUUCCGAAGAUGAAAAGGAAUUCAACUACGAUACCGACAAAGACGAAAGCUACUGCGGCAGCUACGAGUCCGAGGAGGAGGACGACGCCGCCGCCGCCGCUGCCGCUGCCGCCGACGCGCCGUUUUCUUUCGCCAAAUUCGUGAAGCAAAUGUUCGUCGAACAGUGGUGGAGUAUACCCAGCGCCUCACACCGCCAAAAAUUGAUUGUUAUUAUGGUCCACGCCGUAAUGCUGGACUCCGGUUUCGCGGCCUUCGACAAGCGGUCGAAAUCGACAGUCGGUUGCUUCCAUCUCCGCGACGAGCUGACCGAAUUCGAUUUACCAAAAAUAUCCCCACACCUGCUCAGGCUGUUCUACACUCUGCCACACGACGAAGACGAAGAAGAAGAUAAUUGCAACGACUGCGAUUUCAAGAUAAUUAGAAAAGCCGUCUUGGAAAUUCAUUUCGUAGAUGAUUACAUGACUGUUUACGCGAAUUUGGAGGAUACUGUAUGGUGUCAUAGGAGGACUUACCGAUUGAAAGUCUACGAGUACGAAGUGAUUCCGUUUCUGAAUGUUAUAUGGAACAAAUGCUGGGAUUCUUGGUGGAACGACGAAACGUGCGGCGAGGAAGGUUUGAUUGCGGAUACGUCUCCGGGGAAAGUGAUUGAUAAAUUUCUGAGGAAUGUGAGGGAAAUUAUCGCGUUGCCUUUGUUGGCAGAUUUGCGCCUCGCGGUUUGGUUUGAUCGAUUACCGAAAGAUAUCAAGUAUAAAAUACUGGAUCUGUUGAUGAUGCCUUGUGCUGCUGAGGUGGCUAAGCGAGCUGUGUUUUUCGAGGAUGGCGACGAGGAGAAAGAAGAGGGUUACUGGGAAAGGGCAUUUUUGGAAACGCGGACAAGUUCGCUUUCGUUAGGAAUUUCUUCGCUUUCGUUAGGAAUUUCUUCUGUAACGGAGGAUCGCGGUGGUUGA
Messenger RNA from Erythranthe guttata (spotted monkey flower), 993 nucleotides. NCBI's taxonomy places the organism in Eukaryota, Viridiplantae, Streptophyta, Magnoliopsida, Lamiales, Phrymaceae. The record is from RefSeq and is a predicted model, not a curated record.